UUUUGUUUACAUUCAGACUGCUUGAAGUUUAUAAAAUAAUUUUAUUAAAAAAAAAAGUGUUUAAAAAUUGACAGUGCUUUAAUAAGUGAAGAUGAUAAACAAAGUUAGGUGGUACUUACUGUUAUGAUUUAUCAUAAAUUAAAUGAGUGCGUGAUUUAAUCAGGUGACUGUUACUGUAACCAGAAGAUUUAUUCAGAGUGACGGCAAGUGGUCGUAAGACACGUGCAUAUAAACCACGUGUACUGGUGGCGCAUUACCUUUUUACGGUUCCCAUCAGACUGGAUUUAAAUAUUGAAUAAAAAAUUUAUUUUUAAAAUGUGGAUUCAAAUGUCAGAGACAAAGUUUUGAAAAAAAAAAAAAAAAAAAAAAAAACGGUAAUUAUAAUUUAAUUACAAAGAUUAUUAUUGUUGUGUUGUUGUGAAUACGUAAUUACUGAUUGGUACUUACAAUUAUAGAGGGAAGAAUUUUUAUAAAAGAUUAUACUUUCGGUGUGACGCGAUGCUCAGUGCCUCGUUAGCAAAAGCGACCACAAAAACAGUGAAAACGUGUUUCUCAGUGAGCCCAAGGUCCGCGAGGACCUGCUAAAAUGACUGCGCGUCUACACUCUCUCAGGCACCAGGACAAAAAAUCUUUGGGGAGCGGACAUAGACAGCAACAGCAACAGCAACAACAACCGCAGCAGCAAGUCGCGCCUCAAGCACCGAGUCCGGUUCCAAGUCCGAGUCUCAGUCCCAGCCCGAAUCCAAAACACUCUGACGGACGUCGUGCAAACAAACCACUGAUGGAGAAGCGAAGACGUGCGAGAAUAAAUCAGUCACUUGCCGCGCUGAAGGCACUGAUACUCGACAGCGCGCGGCUUGAAAACACGAAGCACAGCAAACUUGAGAAAGCAGACAUACUGGAAUUGACAGUGAGGCAUCUCCAGAGACAGAGAACUUUGGCGCAGCCGGGAUUGUCGAGAUACAAGGCCGGCUAUCAGGAUUGUUCACGUGAGGUGGGUCGUUAUCUGGAUGCUCCUGACAUAAUAACCGGCAACACAACCCCGAUGGACCCAGCGGUGAAGCAGCGGCUGCUGCGUCACCUGGACAGCUGUGUCUCCGAGCUGGACCUGGACCUUGGCUCCCGACCGGACAGCGGUCUCGGGAGCAGUCCGGGCAGCGUGACAGACCGCGUAACAGGUGCCACGAGUCCUACCGGGCUUGACCACCAUCACCACGGGCACACUGUCGGAACAGCGGCUCCUCACUGCAGCAACGCCGGCGCCGCGGUGUUCAACGCCAGUCUGAUAAAGACCGAGAUGGCGGACAUAAUGGAGACCCCGACGCCGAUGGCCAGGCCAGACAGCAGCACCGCCGGGGACGAGAACAACAACAGUCGUCCGACCUCGGCGUUCAGCCAGGUCCCGGCUCUGGAUCACCAGCAUCCUCCAGCCGGGAUCCCGGUGGUCGACCAGGCCUCGACGUCGGGCCAGAACGCCAACAUGCUCUCAGUGGUCCAGGUCAUACCCUCCCGGCUGCCCGAUGGCCAGGUUGUCUUCCUGCUGCCCAGUCACUACGUUCAAUUGGCAGCUGCAGCUGCUGCCAAUGGCAUCAGCAUUGGUCCCAAUCCUCCGACGGCCAUAUGGGCAGCCACCAAUAUGUCUCUCCUCAAAGCCACUGACAAGCUGGCCAAGCGGCCUCAUCAGGAUAUGCCCCAAGACUGGAGCUCCGAGGGGCCCAAGCCGAUAAAAAGCCCCCGGAUCGAACAGCCCGAGCAGCCGCUUGACUUCACCACCACUUCCAAAAAGAUCAACGGCUACAAGCCUCCACUUGACAGCAAUGUCAAUGAUAUUGAUGUCAGUCAUCUCCAGGUUAUGGAUGACCAACACACCUCUAGUCAUACUGAUGCUGAUUGCAAUGACGAAAUGGUUACCAUAAUCUCUCCGGAGUCGACCUCGACUAUUUCACAGCAGCCCGUUAAGGAUGAGGAGGGAAUGUGGAGGCCCUGGUAAAUAAUCUAACCGAGUUUCGAUUGUAAUUUAUAAUAAUAAAAUUCACGAUAAUUAUUGUGAGAAGAGAUUUAAUUAAAAUGAUUGAUUGGAUGUGAUGGGCGAUCAUUAAUAUCCUGCAAUAUCAGGAUUCUUUUUUGUCAAUGUAUAUUAUGUAUAUCUAUUUAAAUAUUAUUAUAUAAUAUAAUCUACAUCUAUACGCAUAAAUAUAAGUGUAUGUAUGUAUGUAUGCAUAGUUUAUAGAGAGCAGAGAAUUUAAUUGCCUACACAGAGCGUCGUAUUGUAUAUAUGAUAUAUCAAAUUGACACUAAAAGUAUUUAUCUGGAGAAUAGAUUUAUUUUGACGUUAUCUAGUUAUUAUGUAUAAAAAUCAGUGAGCAUGUCCACCCUGUACGGGAACCAAGAUACAGAAAGAGUAUUAUUAUUAGUUAUUAUUAUUAUUAUGAUUAUUAUUAUUAUUAUUAUGUAUAUCUAUUAUAAAAGUUAUAACUG
Cotesia glomerata is the source of this 2478-nucleotide messenger RNA. RefSeq names its product protein hairy (gene Sidpn). Gene Ontology annotation, cellular component: nucleus. The coding region runs from base 587 to 1990 and encodes 467 amino acids. NCBI's taxonomy places the organism in Eukaryota, Metazoa, Arthropoda, Insecta, Hymenoptera, Braconidae. Gene Ontology annotation, biological process: regulation of neurogenesis; anterior/posterior pattern specification; regulation of transcription by RNA polymerase II. The transcript is spliced from 3 exons. The record is from RefSeq and is a predicted model, not a curated record. Gene Ontology annotation, molecular function: RNA polymerase II cis-regulatory region sequence-specific DNA binding; protein dimerization activity; DNA-binding transcription factor activity, RNA polymerase II-specific.